This is a messenger RNA of Lottia gigantea (owl limpet), 780 nucleotides long. RefSeq lists its product as hypothetical. Bases 1 to 780 code for a protein of 259 amino acids. NCBI's taxonomy places the organism in Eukaryota, Metazoa, Mollusca, Gastropoda, Lottiidae. The transcript has 5 exons. The record is from RefSeq and is a predicted model, not a curated record.
AUGGAGGAAAGGAAGGUCAAUGAUUCAUCUCGCUGGCACAAUUUAACCUGUAAACCACCAACGGUUAUUAGAAUAUACAAUGCCUGGGAUUACAUUGAUGAUUGCUGGAAAUACUUUACGGAUAUUGAUGUAAAUGGUUUAAAGAAAAAGUGCAAUGGAAAAUUCAGUUGCAGUUAUAUAAGAAGUAGGAAAUGGAGAACAUGUCACAGUCGGUAUCUGUCUUUAACAAAAAGUGUAAUUCAGUAUUAUUGCGUACGAUAUUAUUCGGAAACAACAACAUCUGUAACAAUACUACCAUCAAGUGAAUCAACCAAGGUUACGGCCUUCACAGAAUCUAAUACACAAUACAGAAAAUACACUACUUCUAACCAACACUCAACAUCAAUUGGUCGGAUGAAUACAAACACGCCUGUUACAAGUACAAAUACAAGGUCAACCCUACAAGAACAUUCUAGUACAUCAAAUGAUGCAGUUAUUGCUGGUAGUGUUAUUGGUGUUUUGGGUGCUCUGGCCCUUAUCCUUCUACUUAUAUGUUUUGUUUUGAAAAGAAGGAAAGCUGAUAAACACGAAGCUACAACUUCUGCUACAGGGAAUUCAAUUGUGUUACGUGGCGUCCAACCACAAUCAACAAGUAAUGAAUCUACAACCUACAGUACUUUAGAAAAUAUUCCUGACCAAAAUCAUAUUUAUGGAACGUUAGGAUCAAGACAGCAAAACACAAACUGUUUUAAUAAUAUCCAUGGUACAGAUGACAGGAAUUCGCCUCCGACAGCCUUAUAG